AUAGUUAAAAGUGAGUCGAAGCAAGCGUUACAAACCAACCAACCACCCCCGUUGUCUAAGGCUCUGCUCCCUCACACUACACAGAUGAAAAAAGGAGACAAGCACGUUCUCUGCAAUAGGCGAUAGAAAGCAACAAAUCAAGCCAUAUAUUAAGCUGUUUUUUGUGUACUCUGUAACGGCGUUUUCUCAAUUUCUCUCUCUCACCCCCAAUUUUUUCACCUUAUUCACAAAAAAGAAAAUUAUUAGCUGCCUGCUCCUCUUCUUCCUCUGUUGCAGUAGUAGUAGUACUAUUGUUUGCAUUUAUUUUUCUCAAGUACUAUACAUAUAGUAGGACUUUACAACACUUUAACUGUGGUAUUAUAAAGGGGUGGUGAAUUUAGCCAGUUUUUUGGGAUGUUCUUUGUGUUAGUUUCUUGAUUCAGAAUUUUGGGUCUCAUUUUGUUUAGCUUUCUUUGCUUAUAUUAUGGAGAAUAAUGGGUGUUAUCAGUCUCAGCAGCAGACCAAUUUUUCAGUUAAAGGUAAAGAUGAUCUGUACCAAGGGUUAUGGAAGUUGUGUGCAGGUCCAUUAGUGGAUGUACCAAAAUAUGGAGAAAGAGUUUACUAUUUCCCACAAGGUCACAUGGAGCAAUUGGAAGCAUCAAUGAAUCAGGAAUUGAAUCUGAGAAUUCCAUCAUUCAAUCUUAAACCAAAGAUCCUCUGUCGUGUUAUUCACACUCAGCUCCUGGCUGAGAAGAUACUGAUGAGGUCUAUGCCCAAAUUACUUUGAUGCCCGAAGCAGCUGAACAAGCCGAACCGACUAGUCAAGAUCCAUGCCCGCCCGAGCCUCAGAGGCCUAAAGUUCAUUCCUUCUGCAAAGUUUUGACUGCAUCGGAUACGAGCACUCAUGGCGGAUUUUCUGUUCUUAGGAAACAUGCUAAUGAAUGUCUUCCACCCCUGGACAUGAACCAGCAGACUCCAACUCAAGAAUUGAUCGCGAAAGACCUUCAUGGUACCGAGUGGCACUUUAAACAUAUAUUUAGAGGCCAACCUCGGAGACAUUUACUUACCACAGGGUGGAGUACCUUUGUUUCUUCAAAGCGAUUAGUUGCUGGGGAUUCUUUUGUAUUCUUGAGGGGUGGGAAUGGAGAACUACGAGUUGGUGUUAGACGGCUUGCUCGCCAGCAGAGCUCGAUGCCAUCAUCGGUGAUAUCAAGUCAGAGCAUGCACCUAGGAGUCCUAGCUACAGCAUCUCAUCCUGUUACAACCCAGACCUUGUUUGUUGUUUACUACAAGCCGAGAACCAGUCAGUUUAUCAUUGGCCUCAACAAAUACUUAGAGACUGUUAAACAUGGAUAUUCAGUUGGCAUGCGGUUUAAGAUGCAGUUUGAAGGAGAAGAGAGUCCUGAGAGAAGAUUUACCGGCACUAUAGUUGGGAUUGAAGAUCUUUCCUCACAGUGGAAAGAUUCUACAUGGCGAUCUUUGAAGGUUCAAUGGGACGAGCCGGCAUCCAUUUCAAGACCCGACAGAGUUUCUCCUUGGGAAAUAGAACCUUUUGUGGUUUCAGUUCCGAAUCCACUUGUCCCGCCAAUGGCAGGGAAGAAUAAAAGGCAUCGACCACAUAGUGAAGCCAAAAUUUCAGAACCUGCAUCCUCAAUUGCAUCAGCGGUUUGGAAUCCUUCCACUGACUCGCCUCAAUUUAACACCACUGGCAUCAACAGCAGUACUAAUUGCAUGCUAACGUCUCAUACAGACAGUGUUUGUGGUUGGCGGCUUCCUCAUUUACAUACUUCUUCAAGUAUGCUUGUGGAUGAGACGGAAGACACUAAAAGUGCUUCAGCUUGGUCUGGUUUUCCAAGCGUUUUGUCCUCGCAAUUCAGUAAUGGGACUAAUCAGCCGAUUCUUAGUCCUACCGAUGAGAGAAAAUGUGAUACCAUCACAACCUGUAGAUUAUUUGGUAUUGACUUGAAAAGUACCUUAAUCAGCACUACCGAAGCACCACUACCAAAACCAGCCAACAUUUCUAAUGUCUUUGCCGAGAGAGCAUCUCCAAACACAGUGCCUGCUUUUGAUUCAGAUCAAAACUCUGAUCUUUCAAUUGAUUUCAAAGAUCAAAAGCAAGGCCAGUUGCAGUUACUCCUAAAAGAGGUUCAAAGCAAGCAAAAUUGUUCCACCCGGAGCCGCACCAAGGUUCAAAUGCAAGGGGUAGCUGUGGGUCGUGCAGUGGAUUUAACCGCACUGAAAGGAUAUAAUGAGCUUAUAAAGGAACUCGAGGAGAUGUUUGAAAUCCAAGGAGAACUUCACCCGCGAAAUAAAUGGGAGAUGGUUUUUACAGAUGAUGAAGGAGAUAUGAUGCUUAUGGGUGAUCAUCCAUGGCUAGAGUUUUGCAAUGUGGUGAGGAGGAUAUUCAUUGUUUCCAGUCAAGAUAUGAAAAAAUGGAGUGCAGGAAACAAAGUUCUGUCGUGUGCAGCAGACAAUGAGGCGAUUGCUUUCUAAGUUGAAUCAUUUUUUUCAUCUCUUCGACUUGAGUCUCCAAAUAUCAUCUCUAAAGAAAAAGGGGUGUUCACAUAGCACGACGUUAAACUCCCUUUUCUUUCUUCCAUGUUAGGUUGUUGGAAGAGUCAUGGUUGUAAGAUCAUCGAGGUUUUAGCUACUUCAUGCUCGGUUUUGAGAGCAGCUAAGUGUAAUUUAACUGGUUGUAGUAGGAUCAACUAGUAUAGGAAUAGUAUUAGAAGUUGUGAAUAGUUGAUGGUACUUCUAAUGGGGGGAGUCUGGUGGUUUUUCAAGUGUUAUAUGUAUUUUGUAAAUAUUCAUGUGUCAUUUUAAGAAGUCAAGCAUUCUGUAUCACAAUGCAUUGUCCUGUUAUUCUGCUUCAACUUAAUGAAAUGAGACAGUGGAAAUUGCUUGAUGCCUA
Molecule: messenger RNA, 2890 nt
Organism: Nicotiana tabacum (common tobacco)
Lineage: Eukaryota; Viridiplantae; Streptophyta; Magnoliopsida; Solanales; Solanaceae
Product: auxin response factor 9
Biological process (GO): response to hormone; regulation of DNA-templated transcription
Cellular component (GO): nucleus
Molecular function (GO): DNA binding
Source: RefSeq, a predicted model, not a curated record